GCACUGCCACAUCCUCCGGUGACGUCAGCGCGCGCCGCCAUAUUGGGAAGCGCCGCCGCCGCCGCCGCCGCCGCCGCCGCCGCCGCCGCCGCCUCCGCUCGGGAUCCUGGGCUGUGUGGGGCCACGACCGCGGGCGGAAGGCACCCUUGUGUACCCCGCCGACUCCCGGCCCGCCGGCUUCGCCCAGCCCCGGCUCCUCAUGACCGCCUUCGGCCCCGCAGCCCACGGACAUCGCCCCAGCGCCGAGGAUUAACACGGAAGCACCUGGGGCCGGGGCGGUGAGGGAGAGCCGGCCGGUCCCGCGACCCUGUCGGUCCGGCGCGGCGCUUCGGCCGGAGUCAUGACCUCGCUGACCCAGCGGAGCUCGGGCCUGGUGCAGCGGCGCACCGAGGCCUCCCGGAACGCUGCCGACAAGGAGCGGGCGGCGGGAGGCGGCGGCGGCAGCGGCGAGGACGAGGCGCAGAGCCGCCGCGACGAGCAGGACGACGACGACAAGGGCGACUCCAAGGAAACGCGGCUGACCCUGAUGGAGGAGGUGCUCCUGCUGGGCCUCAAGGACCGAGAGGGGACCUCAAACUCAAUCAAGGCAUGAGGAACCACUGGGCUGGAACAGG
Microtus oregoni (creeping vole) is the source of this 614-nucleotide messenger RNA. Its product is annotated as Golgi phosphoprotein 3-like. Gene Ontology annotation, biological process: Golgi organization; Golgi vesicle budding; retrograde vesicle-mediated transport, Golgi to endoplasmic reticulum. The transcript has 2 exons. The record is from RefSeq and is a predicted model, not a curated record. Lineage: Eukaryota; Metazoa; Chordata; Mammalia; Rodentia; Cricetidae. Gene Ontology annotation, cellular component: trans-Golgi network; Golgi cisterna; cytosol. Gene Ontology annotation, molecular function: phosphatidylinositol-4-phosphate binding. Bases 341 to 592 code for a protein of 83 amino acids.